AUGACAUUAGGGGGUUGCAGGGUAUAUUUUAAAGCUAAAUCCUCGCAACUCGCAACUCGCGAGCAGCCGGUCAGUCCGGAUUUCGACGUGCGAGCAGAUGCGCGUGUUGGCAACGCAUUUGCCGUCGUACAUGCGAGAAAAAAGUGUACUUACCUCAGAGCUGUGAUAAACCCGAAAACCAUCAGGAUGGAUACGGGAACAAAGACCACGAAAAAUCGAAACCCGGCCGAGAACGCCAACCCUUUGUCGCAUCUCUUAUUUUUAUACAUGAUUCCUAUAUUCAAAAAAACGUACAAGUACAAACUGACAGAAGAAGAUCUCUUUGCACCGUUGAAAGAGCACAAGUCUAGCCUGUUAGGAUCGAAAUUAGAAAAAUUAUGGAACGAGGAAUACAGGAUACACAAAAAGACUGCACUACAUAGGGCUUUAUUUAGAUUAUUCGGUCUUAGAUAUAUGAUAUUAGGAAUUAUCAGAUUAAUCGACGAGAUUCUAUUGAUACUUAUAGUGCCUUAUUGUAUACGAAUGUUGGUUUCGUUUUUGGAAGCCGGCCAAACUCGAAUCUCUAAAAACGAGGCGCUAAUCUACGCUACCGUAUUGAUAGUCACCUUCUUCUUGGACGGGCUGCUGCAGCAACCGAACUACAUGGGCUUGCAGCACAUCGCCCAGAAAAUGCGAGUGGCCUGCACUAGUUUGAUAUACAGAAAAACGUUGAGAUUCAGCAGAGCAGCUCUAUGUAAUACCACUGUGGGACAUUUAGUCAAUUUGAUAUCCAACGAUGUGAGCAAAUUCGAUCAGACGUUCGGUUUAACUCAUUACGCUUGGAUUGGGCCGAUACAAGUCGCUUUGGGUACGUGGCUGUUGUACAGGGAAAUCGGCGUCAGCGCAUUCUUCGGUUUGGCUUUUCUCAUUUCCCUCGUGGGACUUCAAAUAUGGCUGGCCAAGAGGAUGUCUAUGAUGCGAUUGAAAACCGCCCUGCGAACUGACGAAAGAGUGAGAUUAAUGAAUGAAAUUAUAUCCGGUAUACAGGUGAUAAAAAUGUACUGCUGGGAGAAGCCGUUUGCAGAGUUAAUCGAUUACGCUAGGAGAUUGGAGAUGAGAGCCAUCAGAUCCCAUUCUUGCCUUCUGGGUGUUCUAUACUCCUUCGAAGUGUUUGUUUCGAGGACGGCGAUCUUCUUCAGCAUCCUGGGGUUCGUCCUUUUAGGUCACAACGUCUCGGCCGACAAAGUUUUCGCUAUUACAGCAAUUUAUAAUCAAAUACGAACCGUCAUUACGAUUAUAUUCUCGUUGAGUAUAUCGGCUUUCGCGGAAAUCAACAUUUCCAUACUCAGGAUCCAUCACAUUUUGACUUUCGAUGAAAAAGAGAAGGACGAAUCCACCGCUAGCGUCAUGAACGGAAACUCCUACUUGAAAUUCGACGCCAUCAAGAACGGUGUUAACGGCACCAGCAACAAAAUCGAAUUACAAUCGAAGACUAAAACUCCCAAAGUCGUUUUAUCGGAAGUAUCCGCUAAAUGGCAAGAUGACAUGCUUGAGGAUACUCUAUCGGACAUCACCAUCAACAUAUCUUCAAACGAAUUGCUCGCCAUAAUAGGACCGGUCGGCAGCGGCAAGAGCAGCAUUAUCAACCUCCUUCUGAAAGAACUGCCCGUCAAAUCGGGCAAGAUGGAAACCACCGGUAGAAUUUCCUACGCUUCGCAAGAACCUUGGCUAUUCGCCGCCAGCGUCAGGCAAAACAUCCUCUUCGGCGAGCCGUACAUCGAGGAACGCUACCAGCAGGUCGUCGAAGUCUGCGCGUUGAAAUCCGACUUUUCCCUGCUGCCGUACGGCGAUAAAACCUUCGUCGGCGAGAAGGGAAAAGCCUUGAGCGGCGGACAAAAGGCCAGAGUGAACCUAGCCAGGUGCGUCUACAAGCAAGCCGACAUCUACCUCCUGGACGACCCUCUAUCGGCGGUGGACGCGAACGUCGGCAAACACCUAUUCGACAAAUGCAUCAAGAAAUUCCUCGCGGACAAAAUCUGCAUACUGGUCACCCACCAAUUGCAGUAUCUCAAGAACGCCAAUCGCAUAAUCAUCAUGAAGGACGGCAGGAUCGAGAUGACGGGCAGCUACAUGGAAUUGAAGAAGAGCGGCUUGGACUUCGCCAAAGUCAUGCAGGAGUUCCAGCACGAGGACGAAGAGGAGAAGCGGAUGAAGUCGAUUAAAUCGAAGGCGUCGAUUUACGACGAACCGAUGGAGUACGAGGAAGAGCAAAUUAUUGAGAAGGAAAUGCAAGAGAAAGGAAGCAUCAAAGCGGCGACUUAUUACCAGUAUUUGAAGUCUGGCGGGGGAGUUUGCUCGAUGCUGCUCCUGGGAUUUUUGUUCAUCUUUUGCCAAGUCGUCGCUAACGGUGGAGAAUAUUAUGUGACUUAUUGGGUGAAUUUGGAGCAGGAUUACAAUGAAAAGGUAGCCAAGAAUCUAAGCACUGAAAACGACACUAUAGACAGGGAGUUCAUAAUGUGGACCUACUCGGUAUUAACUAUCGGAAAUAUCGUGGCCUCGUUGAUCAAAGCCGUUUACUUCAUGAUAUUCUUCGUUAUCGCUUCCAAACGUUUGCACAGCUACAUAUUUUCGAGGCUAAUAAAGGCCACCAUGAGAUUUUACAACACCAAUCCGACCGGGCGGAUUUUGAACAGAUUUUCCAAGGAUUUGGGUACCGUUGAUGAGUACAUACCCUCGCUUAUAAUUGACGUUGUUGAAAUAACUCUGCUCUUAGCCGGAAGUAUAGCUCUAUCUGCCAUCAUCGAACCUCUUCUGGUUGUACCAGCUCUUGUUAUGAUGGUGCUUUUUUACCUGUUGAAAGUCGUGUAUUCGGAGACCAGCCGUAACGUUAAAAGAGUAGAAGCAAUUACGAAAAGUCCCAUUCUGAACCACCUGGCAGCUUCCGUGAACGGCAUUGAAGUAGUACGAGCUUUCCACGCUGAAGAAAUGUUGACUGAAGAAUUCGACAAUUACCAAGACAAUCACAGCGCCGCUUGGUUCCUGUAUUUAGGUUCCAGUAAAUGCUUUGCCCUUUGGCUGGAUUUAGUUUGUAUAUUCUUCAUAGCUACCGCUUUAUACGCCUUGCUGUUGUUCAGAAAUGACAUUCACGGUGGCGAUUUGGGUUUGAUAAUAACCCAAUGCUUGGGUUUGUUGGGCUCGCUUCAAUGGGGAAUGCGACAGUGGACGGAUCUGGAGAACAACAUGACUUCGGUGGAAAGAAUUUUGGAGUACACUCGUUUGGACAUGGAGCCGGAGAGGAAGGAUUCCGCGAAAUUGCCGUCGAAAUGGCCGGAGCACGGUAAAAUCCAAUUCAAAGACGUGUACUUGAGAUACAGCUCGACGGAUCCCUACGUACUCAAAGGACUAAACUUCACCAUCCAACCGAAAGAAAAAAUCGGCAUAGUCGGAAGAACUGGUGCAGGAAAAUCUUCCACCAUCACCGCUUUGUUCCAGUUGUACGGCACAGAAGGGACCGUCUUAAUCGACGAUGUUAACAUCACUGAAUUAUCGUUGGAUACCCUCCGUUCUAAUAUCUCCAUCAUACCGCAAGAACCGGUGCUGUUUUCAGGUCCGAUGCGCAAGAACCUGGAUCCGUUCGAAAACUACAGCGACGACGUGCUGUGGAACGCGCUCGAGCAGGUGGAACUCAAGGAAAUCGUGCAAGACCUACCGGCCGGUCUCAACAGCAUGGUGUCCGAAGGCGGAAACAACUUCAGCGUGGGCCAACGGCAAUUGGUGUGUCUGGCCAGAGCUUUGAUAGGAAAUAAUAAAAUUUUAGUUAUGGACGAGGCCACGGCCAACGUCGAUCCGCAAACUGACGCACUGAUUCAACGGACUAUCAGAGAGAAGUUUGCUGAUUGCACGGUUUUAACGAUAGCUCAUAGGUUGCACACUGUCAUGGAUUCGGAUAAGAUAUUGGUAAUGAAUUCCGGUAGGGUUGAAGAGUUUGAUCAUCCAUAUCUGUUGUUGGAGAAUAAGGCCAGCAUAUUGUAUAAUUUAGUCGAAGCGACGGGAAACUCUACUGCGAAAUAUUUGGAAACUAUUGCCAAAGAAAGCUACGAGAAGAAAACGAAUUGAAUAUACCACUUUACUCUCCCAAUUUACCUUUUUUAAAAAUGCUGUGAUCUUUUCAUACCUUCGAAGAACAGUAUUUAGCCAGUUAUAAUGUUUUUGUUACUUGCCAUUUUAUUAUUAUUAUUAUUAAUAUAAUUUUUAGUGUAAAUUAAAUAUAUUUCCUACGUAAAAA
Messenger RNA from Phyllotreta striolata, 4264 nucleotides. Lineage: Eukaryota; Metazoa; Arthropoda; Insecta; Coleoptera; Chrysomelidae. The record is from the annotation of a GenBank genome assembly.